UCAGUAUAGUCAACGACGUGACGACGUACGUUACUCAGGUUUUCCUCCAAGUUUCUUUACACAUAUUUUAUUAACCAAAAAUGUCUGGCCGUGGUAAAGGUGGAAAAGUGAAGGGAAAGGCAAAGUCUCGUUCCAAUCGUGCAGGAUUACAAUUUCCCGUCGGUCGUAUUCACAGAUUGUUGCGUAAAGGCAACUAUGCAGAGCGUGUAGGAGCCGGAGCUCCGGUUUACCUGGCUGCUGUUAUGGAAUAUUUGGCUGCCGAAGUUUUGGAAUUGGCAGGUAAUGCCGCCAGAGAUAACAAGAAGACCAGAAUUAUCCCUCGUCAUCUUCAACUAGCCAUCAGAAACGACGAAGAAUUAAACAAAUUGUUAUCUGGUGUGACCAUAGCUCAAGGCGGUGUUUUGCCUAAUAUUCAAGCCGUUCUGUUGCCAAAGAAAACCGACAGCAAAACCAAAUAAACAAUCUUGACGGUUCCUUACCUAGCAGAUCGCAACCUAAAAUCGGUCCUUUUCAGGACCAACAA
Messenger RNA from Sitophilus oryzae (rice weevil), 523 nucleotides. RefSeq names its product histone H2A-like. The record is from RefSeq and is a predicted model, not a curated record. Gene Ontology annotation, molecular function: protein heterodimerization activity; structural constituent of chromatin; DNA binding. NCBI's taxonomy places the organism in Eukaryota, Metazoa, Arthropoda, Insecta, Coleoptera, Curculionidae. Gene Ontology annotation, cellular component: nucleosome. The transcript has a single exon. The coding region runs from base 81 to 458 and encodes 125 amino acids.